Propithecus coquereli (Coquerel's sifaka) is the source of this 2876-nucleotide messenger RNA. RefSeq names its product Rho GTPase activating protein 36 (gene ARHGAP36). The transcript has 12 exons. The record is from RefSeq and is a predicted model, not a curated record. Gene Ontology annotation, biological process: signal transduction. NCBI's taxonomy places the organism in Eukaryota, Metazoa, Chordata, Mammalia, Primates, Indriidae. The coding region runs from base 278 to 1780 and encodes 500 amino acids.
AGGUCCUGGACAAGACUGGGAAGCAAGGAGCAGAAAGAGUGAGGCAAGGAGGGGAAGGGGUUGUUCCUUGUGCAGUCCUUGUGUACAAAGCAUGUUUCUUGCCCUUGAAUGCUACAUAAGUCAGGGCAGAAGGGAAGCAAUAUGGUGUAGCAAAAAGUGUACUCAGCUGGGAUCUAGGAGUUCUGGGCCUUCAUCUUGGCUCUGCCGCUAAUUAGCUGUGUCCUUAGUGAAUGUCCUGGGAGGAGCCCCAAGACACAACCCGGACGGCAGGGUGAAGAUGGUAUCUAUACACAGCCUCUCAGAGUUAGAGCGUCUGAAGCUACAAGAGAUUGCUUACCAUGAACUCGUGGCAAGACAUUUCCUCUCCGAAUUCAAACCUGACAGAGCUCUACGAAAUGACCGUCCAAACACUCUGGAGAAGUGGUUCCUGAUUCUGAGAGGGCAACAGAGAGUUGCAUCACUCAAGACAUUUGGCAUUCGCCUGGAAGAGGUGCUUGCGAAUGAGUUUACCCGCCGUAAGCAUCUUGAACUGACAGCGGCGAUGCAGAUUGAAGAAGCCACUGGUCCGGCUUCUGGUCGUCGUCGUCGGGGAAACGUGGUGCAGAGGAUGUUUGGCCGCAUCCGGCGCUUUUUCAGUCGCAGACGGGAAGAGCCCACCUUGCCCCGGGAGUUCACUCGCCGUGGUCGUCGGGGUGCUAUAUCAGUGGAUUCCCUGGCUGAACUGGAAGACGGGGCACUGCUGCUGCAGACUCUGCAACUUUCAAAAGUUUCCUUCCGGAUGGGCAGGAGGCUUCUGGGAUCUAAAAGGAAGAUGAGUCUCAAUCCGGUUGCUAAACAGAUCCCACAGGUUGUUGAGGCUUGCUGCAAUUUCAUUGAGGAGCAUGGCUUACACACAGUGGGGAUUUUCACUCUUGAAUACUCUGUGCAGAGAGUGCGUAAGCUCCGUGAAGAAUUUGAUAAAGGUGUGGAUGUAGUGCUGGAUGACAAUCAGAAUGUGCACGAUGUGGCUGCACUCCUCAAGGAAUUCUUCUGUGACAUGAAGGACUCUGUGCUGCCAGAUGAUCUGUACAUGUCCUUCCUCCUGACAGCAAGUCUGAAGCCUCAGGAUCAGCUUUCUGCCCUGCAGUUGCUGGUCUACAUGCUACCAUCCUGCCACAGUGACACCCUGGAGCGUCUGCUGAGGGCCCUGCAUAAAAUCACUGAACACUGCGAGGACUCCAUUGGCAUUGAUGGACAGUUGGUUCCAGGCAACCGUAUGACUUCCACCAAUUUGGCCUUGAUAUUUGGAUCUGCUCUUCUGAAGAGGGGACAGUUUGGCCACAGGGAGACCAGGAAAACAAGCAUGGGGAUCGACCACUAUGUUGCUUCUGUCAAUGUGGUCCGUGCAAUGAUUGAUAACUGGGAUGUCCUCUUUCAGGUGCCUCCCCAUAUUCAGAAGCAGGUUGCUAAGCAUAUAUGGACAUCCAGCCCGGAAGCCCUUGAUUUUAUCAGACGCAGGAACCUGAGAAAGAUCCAGAGUGCAUGCGUAAAGAUGGAAGAGGAUUCUUUACUUUCUGAUCCUGUGGAAACUUCUGCUGAAGUCCAGGCUGCUGUCCUUGCUCAAAGCAAGUCCUUCGAUGAAGGUUCCUCUGAGGAGGAAGUUGUGCCUCCAGGCACUGCCUGUUCCCAUGACGAUGAGGAAGGAGCGGGUAAACUCCCCAUUCCGGAGCAAGACCGCCCAUUGCUCCAUUUCCCCCGGGAGAAGGAGGCCAAAACUGGCAUCAGCUACUUCUUUCAUUAGAUGUUUCUCCUUCUAUACAGUGCCGGACAGGGGGAAAGGGUGGGGGUAGACCUGGAAUGUCACAGGAAACAUUAAGGAGAGUCUCGAAGGUAAAGAUCUGAGGGUGAGGAGUUCCACCUGAUGCCCGGGUCAGGAGGGGAAUUCCAAACACACUGCCAGCCCCUUCACUGGGUAUGCUUGGUCCUUCAGCUAGUAAAAGCAGAGAUGUUUCCGUGUCGUGCCCAGGCUCCCUGGUGCUACCUUGGCUUUCUCUUUUACCCCUGAAGGAUCAGGCUUUCUCUCAUUACAGCCCUUCCUUUAAUUGAUGUGACAUUUGUGGUAAACACCUGUCCCAGAGAAGCUCACAAAUCUCGAGGUGCUUUCCCUCCCCCAAAGGGAAUUGCAUGUUUUUCCUGACUUUCCUACCCUCCUCUCAAGAGCUCAAUUGGAAAGGCCCUCAAGAGGCAUGCUAGAACGUUAGGUCAGCCUACUGACAGCUGACAAACAAUUAAUACUAAACCAUGUCACAUCAACUCAUAGCCAUGUCCCCUGCAGCAACUCCACCACCUCAGGAUUUUUUCCCCAAAUUAUUUAGACCAAUGGCUCGUCAAACAGCCACUCCCAAAAUUCUGUGCAGUUUUGCUCAGGUCGUGCCAACAGGGAAACCUCAAGUAUAAGUUUAAUUAGCUUUUCUGGGGUCAAAAGUUAGAGGAAAAAUUAGAUUUUAAUACCUGGAUUUGUUUUAAAGACAGCUGGUGUUCACACCCUGUUGCCAGCAAAACAGCUAGUUAGGUAAGGACACAUAGUUCCAAGUAGUUAAAGUCACCUGAUUACAAAUGUUCUUCUCUAUUGUCUCUGUAGUUCCCCUAUGCAGGGUGGUACAAAUUUGCAGGACAUGCUCUGGUAACACAGAUAUGGGUUAUGUGUGACAUCCAAAAUUAUAGCUGAUAUUGAUGGGUAACAACUGCUAAGGUCCAUAGAAUGAAGUAUAUAUUGUAUUGAGGGUUAGAAAUUGAUCAUACAAUGGGUAACAACCGCAGAGCUCGAAGAUUUGUGAUUGUUAAAACUUCUCUGGCAUUUAGUCAUUAAUAAACAUUUGUAUUGUGACAGCAGCAUA